AUGGAUUCCACUCCUCUGUGUGAUAGAUAUCUGGCAGAGGGGUGGUAUAGAGCUAAAACUUCUGUGAUGUCUACGUCAGCACCAAGCCUCGGGUACUGUGGAACACUUUAUCCAUUUUGGAAACAAGAUCCAGUACCAGCAGACGGUGUAAUACAAACUAUGACAGCCUGUGAAGUGGGACUUUCCGAUAACUGUGAAAAGCAAUAUUCAAUUGAUGUCAAAAACUAUACUACAUUCCUAGUUUAUAAACUGAAAUCUCUGGAUGCUUGUAAUUCUGCCUACUGUUUUGAGCUUGACAGUGACUGUGUUAAUGUUUCUGUGGGAAACGUUCAGGUUUCUUAUCACAAUAUCUCAUGGAAGGAGGAAGACCACGAAACGAUACCAGGUUUAAAGCGAUACGACCCUUUUGUAAAUUUGAAGUGUUCAUUUACCCCUGCUGAUGAAGAGAUGUUCUACUAUAUAAACUGGUACGCUGACAACGAAACUAUUCUCACUGGUCAAAUUGUGGAUAAGGCAUCUGUAGAGAAUGCAAUCCUAUCAGCAGAACACCUGAACAGUGCUACCAUAAAGAUUGGAGUCUGGAUACACUGUGUUGUCGGAGCUAUAAAAACAGAAAACAAACAACCAUGUUCCUCAACAUCUAGUGGCUUAUUUUAUGCUGGAAUAGAGAUUUUAACUCACACUCUUACAAUUGAAAGACAGGGUAAAGCCACCGUAAUGCUUCGUCCGACUAUUCCAUUUGCUUCUCAAACAAUUCAAACUCCAGACGGUGUGCAGAGUACCUCAAAAUUAGUAAUAAGGAUGUCAUUUCCAGGAAACUCCGAGGCUAAAUGUAAAGCUAGAGGUGAUCUGGUUGAUUGCUCAAAGACAAUAGAUGCUUACACUUUUAAUGAAAAGGACAAAUAUGAAGAUUCUACAAACUGGAAAAAAGUAUACACCAUAGAUGUUUUUAAUUCUGACGAGGAGAAUUAUUAUUUAAAUGACCAUCGACUUGUCUUGCGACUGGAAACAAACAGUCCUGCAGGGAACGGUGCUAAGAUAUUUUCUGACAUUGUCUUCCCAGAUGUUCACGUCAACAUAAUAGAAUCAAAGAACGAAUGGAAAGGAAAGCGUUGCAGUUCUUAUGCUGAUCCACAUCAAACAACCUUUGACGGAUAUGCCUAUGAGUGCCAGGAUACAGGAUGUAUAACUGGAAAGACGUAUAUAUUUUAUAGAAAUGAAAACCAUCUGCAAGAAGUUCAGGUGCGUCAUGAGAAUUGCUGGGGUAGACCAAGAUGCGUGUGUGCUGUUGCAGCUCGAUCAGGACAGGAUGUUUUUACAAUAGAUGCAUGUUACAAGAGACAAUACAUCAAUUUUCCUAUCUGUAAUGACAACUCUUUAAAGGUUAUCAAGGAAACAGAUAAGAGUUAUAAGAUCAUAUUUCCAACGGGAACGAGUGCUAGGAUUUGGCUUUACAACUAUGGAAGUUCAUUCUGGUACAUAAACGUAGAAAUAUAUCCAACAAUCGCUGACGUAGGAAGUACUUCUGGGCUGUGUGGGAUGUUGGACAAUGACUACACUAAUGAUCUUAAGCGACGAAAUGGGGUCCAGGAUAAUGUUAACUCGUACAGCUAUUGGUCACCACCUGAUGAUUUCUCUAAUUCGUGGAGACUACCAGAUGGAAGCACGGAAGACAUCCUGUCCAAUAGAGAGAGUGUUUUCGACAACCUUGCUCCGCUUUCUACUUACUUCCACAAACUCUGUACAUGUGACAGAGGCAAUACGUAUUGUAGUUACAGACAGUACUCGGAAUGCAAGACAGGAAUUAGAGGAAAGGAAUACCACUGUGUUCUACACAGCAGUCCACGACGAAAAAGAGAUAUCUCCUUUCUUUCGAAAUAUACACGAAAUAUACAACAGUCUAAAAAUAUCCUACAAAGAGAAAAAAGACAAGUAAUUAGUGAAAAUGAAGCAAUUGAUAUCUGUCAAGAAGCCUUCCAAAAGUCUUCGCACUAUGACGCAUGUCUUCAAGUUGUUCCCAAUUUCAGCAAUGAGAGCUUGGUGAACUGCAUAAAUGAUUUAUCUAUGACUGGGAACGAGAAUCUGACCACGUUACAUGUGGACACAGCUCUUGGACAAUGUCAGGCUUAUAUCUUGUUAAACUCAACGCUGGAGAAAGAGCAACCUGAGGUGACCAUAAAUAUUGUAAAUUUAUGCCAGAACAAUUGCAGCAAUAGAGGCAUUUGUUCAAGAGGAAACUGUACCUGUGAUUAUGGUUUUGGCGGCAGUGACUGUUCGUUUGAUACCUUGUCACCACCAACAAUAACUAGAAUUUCUGACGACGGUUUAUGCGAUAAAUCAGAGGAAUCCUGUGAGGAUAUCACGUUGUACGGCCAAUAUUUUCUUGAAAACAUGAGGACCACUUGUUACAUGAGCAGACGAGAGCUGUCCGAAACAAAUACUGUUUCAGCUCAGGAGAAGUACACUGUUAACCUUGAGGAAAGAACUUUGUAUGAGGGAUAUUGUAAGCUUGAGUAUGCAACUACACCUUCUUGGGUCACAUUUUUUACAUUCAACAUAUCAAAUGAUGGAAAUCAAUUCUCCAAUUCGUUUGAGGUUUAUGUUUAUCAGUCCAAGUGUCAGAUAUUCAACAACGAUACUGGAAGUGUCAACUUCACUUUGCAGGAUGGAUAUUGUUUCAUCAAUGGAAGCUGUAUUCAGAGAGGAGAAUUCCAAAGCAAUGAUUCAUGUUUACAAUGUGACCCAUCAGAAGACAAAUUUGGUUGGACAUUGGAUUGCGAACGAAAUGUUUCAACAUCAACAGCAAUAGUCAGAACAUCUGCAACAACAAUUUCUUCAACAGAACAAACAAUUUUUACAUCAACUUUUAGCAUUUCGUCCACAUCAACAGCUAAACAGACCACAGAUUCGAAUACGAUCAUGACUUCUACAUCGACGAUACAACCAAUCCCUUUAACUACGCCAAUCCAACAUGGAACAUCUCAGUCUUUCGUAACAUUAUCUUCCGAAAACACCAUGGGUUCCAUAAUGACAACCGAGAGAGAUCGUAACACAACAAACGAAGUACAGACAUCAUCAACGGCAACAUCAACCACUAGAGAAACGAAAUCGUCCACUUCAGUGACAAAUCCCACAACAUCCCCUUCUACAGUAACAGAUCCCACAACAUCCCCUUCUACAGUGACAAAUCCCACAACAUCCCCUUCUACAGUGACAAAUCCCACAACAUCCCCUUCUACAGUGACAAAUCCCACAACAUCCCCUUCUAUAGUGACAAAUCCCACAACAUCCCCUUCUACAUCACCAACAACACCUGCAGCCAUUACUACUGACAAUUUCAACCAUUGUAUUGAUAGCAGCAGUUGGAAUCGUUGCAAUAAAAUAAUAGCCAUCGCAGGAUAUAUGGUGAAAUCCAAAUGUCAGAAAAAUACAAGGGGAGAUGGCCAUGUGUCAACGUCUAAUCUCCAAACUGAUGAUGAGGUUAACAUCUACCCAGACAACAAGGGUGUGGCAUCACGAAUGAACUUCCAAUCCGAUAACCUAUUUCAGUUUGAAUCCAAGGAAGAAAUGUAUUCCAGGCCACCUUCUGCUACUUCCAUGAGAAGGGAUCCACCUACUAAUAAUCUGAGUAGUAUAUACAACCAGCAGCACCUCGAUAAACUAUUCAGUGUCAAUCAAUAAAGU
Saccostrea echinata is the source of this 3684-nucleotide messenger RNA. Its product is annotated as von Willebrand factor D and EGF domain-containing protein-like. Bases 1 to 3681 code for a protein of 1226 amino acids. The transcript has 19 exons. NCBI's taxonomy places the organism in Eukaryota, Metazoa, Mollusca, Bivalvia, Ostreida, Ostreidae. The record is from RefSeq and is a predicted model, not a curated record.